AUCAAAAACCUCGCGGUUUAAUUCGAGGUGCUCCCUGUGUGUCGAGCGGCCACAAAUGAAAUGUCUUCGGGCGUUUUUCAGUUGCUUUUUAUGCAGAGCUUCCUGUGGAACGCAGGAAUUGGAUGGACAAUCCCAAACCGGAAUUCCUCUCUCAAGGCUGACCUGCAAAACAAACUGUUAGGACAGCACAUCGCCUCACGCGUCAUCCUGAAAGCUGUGAGUGGAUUCAUGAGCAACGAGAACGCGAAGAAUCCCCUGCUGCUCUCUCUGCACGGACGGUCCGGCAUAGGGAUGAACUUUGUCAGCGAGCUGAUCGCUGAAAACAUUUUUAAGGAGGGAAUGGACAGCAGCUUCGUUCAUCUUUUCCUAGCCACAUUUCAUUUCCAGGAUAAAAAUAAAUUGGAGACCUAUAAGACACAGUUACAGCAGUGGAUCAAAGGCAAUGUCACCAACUGUGAACGCUCCAUGUUCAUCUUUGAAGAGAUGGACAAGAUGCAUCCUGGCUUGAUUGACAGCAUAAAGCCGUACCUGGGGUACCACAACAAGCUGGAUGGAGUUUCUUAUCGGAGAGCCAUCUUCAUCUUCCUCAGUAAUGCUGAAGCGGAUAUCAUCACACAGAAAGCUUUAGAGUUUGUGAGAGAGGGGCGAGAUCGAGAAGAGAUCGAGCUAGAAGAUCUGGAAACAUCACUCUCUGACUCAGCAUUUAACAACAUUGAAAGUGGCUUUUGGCACUCAACCUUGAUUGACGAGAACUUGGUGGACUUCUUCAUCCCGUUUCUGCCUCUGGAGUACCAACAUGUUGUUCAAUGCAUCAUGGCUGAGAUGAGAGCCAGAAAUCUUUGGCCAGACAAGAAGGUGGCAGACCAGGUGGCCAGAGACUUAAGAUAUAUCCCCAAAGUUGAGAGAGUGUUCUCAAUGAAAGGCUGCAAGACAAUAGCGAAAAGGUUGGACCACUACUUGUAAUUCCUGCAUGUGAUGAAUUCAUAUGAUUGUUACUUUUCUAACAUGUAAAAACGCUCUCAGACAGAUAACUGAGGAGAGGAAGUCCAGCUGUAUUAUCAUACCAUUAGCAAACUGGAGUGAACCUACCUGUAGUGUGUUUGUGAAACUGAUAAUACAUACAUUGUGUCUACAUAUGAGAAUGUUGAGUUAAAGAUGUUGAACUUUCAAGAUGAAUUCACAAGUGUUAAUUGGCUUCUGCAGCUUUCAGCUAAUACCAGUUCUGUUACUUUGCCUGAACAAUAACGACAAACCUGUCUUUGUCUAUAAAGCAUUA
This is a messenger RNA of Centropristis striata (black sea bass), 1276 nucleotides long. Its product is annotated as torsin-1A-like. The record is from RefSeq and is a predicted model, not a curated record. Gene Ontology annotation, molecular function: ATP hydrolysis activity; kinesin binding; ATP binding. Gene Ontology annotation, biological process: nuclear membrane organization; protein localization to nucleus. Gene Ontology annotation, cellular component: endoplasmic reticulum lumen; endoplasmic reticulum; nuclear envelope. The transcript has 5 exons. NCBI's taxonomy places the organism in Eukaryota, Metazoa, Chordata, Actinopteri, Perciformes, Serranidae. The coding region runs from base 61 to 963 and encodes 300 amino acids.